This is a messenger RNA of Ostreococcus tauri, 2820 nucleotides long. Its product is annotated as Zinc finger, DPH-type. The coding region runs from base 1 to 2820 and encodes 939 amino acids. The record is from RefSeq and is a predicted model, not a curated record. NCBI's taxonomy places the organism in Eukaryota, Viridiplantae, Chlorophyta, Mamiellophyceae, Mamiellales, Bathycoccaceae. The transcript has a single exon.
AUGGUCGUCCGCGCCGAAGCCGUGACGCUCGAGCGCGUUCUUCACGACGACGCGGGCGCGUGCGAGCGUCUGGUGCGCGUGAACGACGCGUCGUCGCGUUUCUUCUUGGCGUUGAGCGAUCGCGGGCGAUUGGUCGAGACGGUAUGUUUCACCCCGUCGCGACGCGCGCCGGGCGCGGACGCGAGUGACACCGCGCGCGGUGGUGGCCUCGAUGCCGUGCGUCGCGCGUACGACGUGCGCGGACGAGCGGACGACGAGCGAGGUGAGCGAUCGUCUUCUCACGGAUGGACGCGGAGACACGCGUCGUUUCACGGCGCGUCGCCCGCGGUCGACGCGUCUUCGUCGAUCGAUGGUGACGUGAGCAUCGUGGCGCAGAGAGAUGGGACCGUUUGUGCUUGGCGACGCGCGAAGACUGGGGAUUGGGCGGUUUUGGGGGAGGCGGCGUACGCCGGGGCGGUGGCAAAGGCGGUCGAAGCGUUCGGAAAAGGCGACGCGUGGAGAGGCGACGUGACGCGCGUCGUCGCGUGUACGACGGAUGGUGGUGAUUCGGAGGGUAGAAUAUUCGCGGUGACGUUGAGUGAGGACGAGAGCGAGGCGGGAAAGACGUGGUUGGUCGUUCGGGAGGUUCGGGUGGAUGUCGCGGCGAGCGGAGACGCAAAGUCCACCGAGGUCGCCGUGUCGGCGCGCUACGACGACGCGAUCGAUCUCGUGCAAGGGAAUACUUCAGAUGUGUUUUGGGUCGUUACGAGGUCUGGGGUGAUGUAUCGAUGGAGCGUCACGAAGCUUCGCGCGACGGCGCGCGCGGAUGUUGGAAUGAAAAUCGCCGAGCGUCUCGGUGCGCGAGACCAGAGCGUGGAUCUCGUGACGUGCAGGUCGUUCCCCGACGGUGAUUUGGUGUGCGUCGACGUGAAAACGCGCAGGGUGUUCGCGAUUAAAUCAACGGCGUCGGGUUCGAUAACGUUCGACGAAUUGAGCGUAUUGGGUGCGGAUUCAUUCCGAGCGGGCGAACGCGUCGUCGCCGCGGCGAGACACGGGGCGUUUCUGUGGAUCGUUGCCGUCUUUAUCGCGACCGAUUCAGAGUCUACGACGACGAUGGCGAUGAUACGCGUAUUCCACACGACGACAGGCGCGUGCGUCGCAUCGGCGGAGGUUCCGUCGGCUCCCGGUUUGGCAGAAUUCUCGUCAACCAUUGAACUCGUCAACGCGGGAUCUAGCGGGAUGUAUGUGCGGAUGCCCGCGAGUGACGGUGGAAAGUCCGCCAUUUUUCGGUGCGCAAUUUCCAUCCCGCGCUCUCUGGCGAACGCGAUCCGUCCGAUUCUGGACGAUCCGACAGCUUUUGACGCGACGCUCGUCGACCGAUCGCUUUCAGAGAUUGAGACGUAUGGUGCAUCUGUCGAGGCGCUCGUGCGCGCGCUCGUGUUGGUGCGACGCGAAUUAGCAAGCGAACCAGGCACGUUCAAAGUGCCUAGAGAGGCAUCGACGGCGAUGACUCAGAAACACGCGCGCGCUUCCUGCGCGCUCGCUCCGGCGCUUCUUCUGAAGGCGCAACUCACGGGACGGUUCGAUGACGUCGCGAGCGCGAGAUGGGCUUUCGCGGCAAAAGACUGUUUAGAAAUGAUGGAGAAGGCGAGCGCAAGCGGAGACUUGGGGGCGUUUUCACGUCUCGCGAGCGACAGCUUGACGCUCGCGCGAGACGCGUUGCUCGACGCGCAGCAGACAACAGCGGCAAGCGACACGAAAGGGAAAGAUUCCAGUUCCGUCGAAACGAGCGACAUGUCGUCGAUGUAUGCCACCGUGCGUGAGCUCGAAUCUUUCCGGGGACGAGACGCGGCCUUACCGGCAGGCGCGUGGGCAGGUGCGCGAGCGCUCAAAGAUUUCCAAUCGGACACCAUGCUCGAGCGGUUCAUCGACGCGGUGUGGUGCGAUGAGACCAUGCGGUUUCCGACCGUGUGUGAGGAUGCGAGUAAAAUGGCGCGUGACAUCGCGGACGCGGCGGCUUCUAAGCUCAGUCGCGCACGUGCGGAAGAGUCUUCUGGGACGUCCGCAAUGUUCGCUCCAUUUGAGGCGAUGACUUUUCUGAUGUAUCGCAUCGCGCCGCAGUGCGCCGUGGCGUUCAUCGAUGCGGUGGCGAUUAAGACGAAACUUCCCAGGGUCGAGCUCGCGAAGCGCGCGUUGACGACGACGGAAUCGCCCAAGGCGCAUUUUGCGCGUUUUGGUGACAGCGUUGCGGCGGAGGCGCUCACGCGCGCCGUCGUGGAGACCCUAUGCGCGGCUGAUUUCGCGCGAACUGGUCUCUACGUCGCGCUCACCUUUGCAGGCGUCACGGAAAAGCGCUCUCGGUCGGAAGAAACCGCGUCGGGAAGACGUGGGAAGACGACGGCCGCGGGUUGGACGCUCGCGCACGACGUUCUCCGCGCCGAGCUUGAUCGAAGACGAACCAACUCAGACGCGUCCGAUAUCCGACGCUUCGCCGUUGAGGCGUUCGACAUCAUGGGAAAACUAUUCCGAACGUUGAUCGAGGAUUGGAACGAGAUGCCGUUCGUGCAAUCUCGCGAAGACGUCGACGUGGACGUCGCCGCCGAACUCAUCUUGCGAGCUGCCGACGUCGUGCGUGAGGUCUACGAAGACGCCGAUUCGAUCGAAGAGCCGUUCACCUCGUCGUCCAGGAUCCUCGACCUCGCUCACGACUACUCGAUGACGAUGACUGAGGCGUGCGUCGCCGCGGCCAGAGGUGAGACUCCACACGCCAACGUGGACUCGCUCGAGCGGCUCAUCCGAGUCGCGAGCCGAACACUCGUGCGUGACCGAGCGACGACGUGA